AUGACGACCAGCUCACCACUUUUUCCGCCAAGGAACAUUUUCCCUUCCUCUUCCCGCGCCGGCAGGAGCCCGACGCAUCGCAUUCGUACCCAAACGUACGGUCUCUAUCAGAAUACCGCCUCCAAUGUUGCGGUCGCAUCCAUUCACAUCGGGGUUGCUGCCGGCAUGUUCUUUGGGGCUAUUUACAACAUGUUCUAUGUCCACAGCUUGACGAAACGCCUUGGGAUAGUGGCAGGCUACACCGUGGCGUUCGCAAUAUGGGUAGCUCUGCUGUCCGACGCACGCAGGUCAGCGAUCUUUAGUGCUUGUGCAGCAUAUGCAGUCGCGUUGGUCGUCUUCGUGAGUGGGAAUUUGAGCAGUCAAUCGCCGUCGUGA
Messenger RNA from Cladophialophora psammophila CBS 110553, 375 nucleotides. RefSeq lists its product as uncharacterized. The transcript has a single exon. The coding region runs from base 1 to 375 and encodes 124 amino acids. NCBI's taxonomy places the organism in Eukaryota, Fungi, Ascomycota, Eurotiomycetes, Chaetothyriales, Herpotrichiellaceae. The record is from RefSeq and is a predicted model, not a curated record.